GCUCAGUAGACUCCGAAAGGUAGCGGUUGUAGCACGGUCGUCAAAAAAUCAAAAUGUUCAAACAAAUCGUAGCGGUGGUGCUGUUGUUUUCAGCAGUUGCCCAAGGCUUGCAAACUAUUCAAUGCUCCAACAAUCGGCCUGGACCACAGGAAGUUAUCAUACCGGGAUGCAGUAGCCUGCCUUGCUCGGUUCCGAACCAGUCGGACUUCAACUUUAGCGUACGUUUUGCACCGACCUUCCCCACCAACACUCUGACCGUGGACGUACGUGCUUCACUGUUGGGCCUUUUCCUGCCGUACGAGGUACCCGAACAUCUGCGCAAUGGAUGCAACAACAUCAACCAGUCCUGUCCACUAACUGCGGGUCAGACUGUAACGCUUACGGGUAAUGCGCCGGUAGAGGCUCCGUUGACGGGUGUCACGGUUACCAUGGAAUUCGAAAUUACUGGCGACGGUGGCCAGGUUGCCGUUUGCUUUGCUGCUACAGUGACGCUGCUUUAAGACAUUAUAAGCAUGU
Molecule: messenger RNA, 516 nt
Organism: Anopheles maculipalpis
Lineage: Eukaryota; Metazoa; Arthropoda; Insecta; Diptera; Culicidae
Exons: 3
Coding region: 54-500 (148 amino acids)
Biological process (GO): intracellular cholesterol transport
Source: RefSeq, a predicted model, not a curated record